AUGAUGCAGCCUCAAGCUGGCAGAGGACAGCCGCUGUUUCAUUUUGAAGAAGAUGGCGAUAACUUAAGAGUGCCUCCGAAUAAGCCGUUUGCCAUCAACACCUCUAGACUUAAUGCGCUGCUGCUAUCGAGAACAACAUCCAACCUGACGGACUUUUCCAACAUCAACAGUGUUCUUCAGUUUCCCAUAGAGAACUCCCAUUCAUAUUCAUACGCCCACUUGUCGCCCAACUCAUUGGCACUCCGACUUAAUGUUUUGAAAAGAUCGCUAGAGAUUCUAAAUGAGAGACCUGACUGGUUUCGCUCCAUCAACUAUGACUCCCUGAACAACAGUGAUGAUGAUUUGCCUGGUGACAGUAUGCCCUCAUGGAACCUUCAGCCGAGUGAUAAUGGCCACCGUCGUGUUUCGGCUCGUCUGGUCAUGUAUCAUGAUGCUUCCCGUAACGCCAGUGGUGAAAGCAUCAACUUGAGUUCAGAUCGAUGCAAAAUCCGCCCGAACGCCUCUUCUGCAGCCCUUUCGAUGCUUUUUAGACCUCAGAUGGCGAGGGCUGACAGCUUGCCAGCAUCUAGAUUCCCGUCCCUGGGACUGGCCCGCAAGGAUCUCAAAGUUUCUACGACCAACUUAUCAUCGUGGAAACAAGAGGAGGCCAAACUUCUUCGAGACAUUUCCUCACCGGGUGACACUAUGCUCAGCGAUGAUUUACAAGACAUAAUCCAAAUUCUUGAAAAUGAUUCGUCAGAGCUUGACAACAACACUGAAAUUGCAUCCACCCUCCACGAUUUGUCGCUAUCUUCCGGAGAACAUGACCACCGGGCGAAGAAGAAUAUUUUGAAGUCUAAGCUUCUAUUGGCUUUGGCCACUCCAUUUGUUGAGUCCACCUCGCUGACCUCAUCCCUUCUUGACUCGGCAACCCCACAAUCGGCUGCGGCUAACCCGCCAGUUAGUACCUCCACUGCAUCACUCACCCUCCUCAAUUCACUUAAUCUGCCACUCACACCCUCGACCGGCAACAGACCAUUCCACGUAUUAUCCCUGGGAAAACAUUCCUCCCCGCAGUCAGUUUUCACUGUCGAGGACGUGAAUCCGUGGAACUUGAAAGCUGCUAAUGACUUGGCAUGUUUGAUGUUCGGUGUUUCGAAAAACAUGAUUAAGAACCUCACGUUAAUGGAUCUUAUUGCUCCACAAUUUAGACAUUUUGUGACAGAACGUUUGACCAAAUCAAUUUCUGAUUCAUUGGACAGGAAUGGAGCCAAGAGCCAGAUCAUCCUCGCUGGUGAGAUUAUCGCCAUCUCAAGACAGGCUGAUCACACAUUUGCAUGGACUUCUAUGUGGGCAAAAAAAAGAGGAAACUUGAUUAUUUGCAUGUUCGAGCAGAUCCCCUGUGACGCGUUCGAUAUAGUAGUGCAGUGUGAUGUUGAAAAGUACCCUCAUCACAAGUAUUCAGUGGCCUCUGUUCAAGAGAUCGCUGGAAAGUUAUUAACGUCUGAAUGGAAAGACUCCCUGAAGACCCUUGAGCAAGUUUCAAACUCAUUGGACCACGAGUUAACCUCGCUGGCUUCAAGUCAUUCGAAAGAAUCCACUGCAUGCGACUUCCGUGAUAGUGAGACAAUUAACAAGAUUCGCUAUUUCACCCUCCAAGCCCGUGACGAUAACAUUCCUUGUGCAGUUACUUCAUACCCGCUCGAACUCAAUGACGACAAGUAUGAGAUCAAGCUCAAGUUCCACUCAAUGCCCUACAUCGCAGGUAUGUUUGUGGUGAACUUUUCAGAUUACGAUAUUCUUUCAAGCAAUAAUGCUAUUGCGAACAAUCUUUUCGGAAAGUCAUCGGAGGAAAUCCUUCAUCAUAGCAUCGAUGAGAUCAUCCCAGGUUUCACCAAAAUUCUAGAGACUGGUUUGAAGGAUCAGAAUGAUAUAUCAAUAAUGCCGGGAUUGGUUUUGCCGGAGCAUUUUUUCCGAAAGUAUGAUGCGGUCCUCAAGCACCGCGAUUCUCAGGAGAUUUCAAUGGAAGAGUUAUUUUUCAAGUCCAAAGGAAUAUCUGGUAUUCACAGAGACGGCAAACCUCUUUCCAUUGAUGUCCAGCUUCGCGUCAUUCUGUCAGACGUCUUUGUUCUCUGGGUGACUUACUCAAGGCACUCAAAGAAUAUCGCAAGUGAGCUUGACAAACUAACAAGAAGCGCAUCGUCAAGGUCUUUGACGAGCAGCCCCAGACAAAGAAGCAAUUCUGAUGUUCUGGGCAAUGACUUGCCUUCGCAACUCCGCCUUUUCCCUGAAAAUGAGGAUGACCUUAUGGAAUUAGGUCAUACGAGUCCUCAUAUUAGCCGUGCAAACAGCACCAGGAGACCAAAGAAAGCAAACACUUUCUCAAUUCCGGUGACAUACAUGGGCAAUGAUGUUGAUUCAAAUACCUUGAAGGUUCCAGGCCAGUUUGCUCCCCGAUCAUCCUCAACUCGCGCCAGUCAAGACUCUAGGACCAGCGUGGAAUCCGCCGAAAGUGGGGAUACAGAGUCAGAGCCAACUACUCACACUAAUUACUCGAGUGAGACCCGCUAUACUCGAUUCACAGAGGAAGAGCUUCUAAACCUUGAGAAUGAGGAUUUGAAGCAAAAAAUGAAGAGGUCAAAAGAGUGGCCUGCUUCUGUGGGUGCAAAGCGGCGUACUAAGAAGUUUGAGGAAUUCAAGGUUCUCAAGAAAUUGGGUGAGGGUGCUUACGGCAAAGUCGUUCUCGCAGAACACAAGGAAGACCCUGCUUACAGGAUAAUCAUAAAGUGCAUUGACAAACAAAGAAUUUUGGUCGACACUUGGGUCAGAGAUCGACAACUAGGGACAAUUCCUUCGGAGAUUCAAGUGAUGGCUACACUUAACCACGAGCCUCAUCCUAACAUCAUGAGAAUUAUCGACUACUUUGAGGAUCCAAACUACUACUAUUUGGAAACUCCUAUUUUUGGUGAUCCUCCAGCUAUCGAUUUGUUCGAUUACAUCGAGGUCAAGAAAGAUAUGAGCGAGAUAGAGUGCCAAUACAUCUUCACGCAAAUUGUGAACGCAAUUUAUCAUUUGCACAAAAACGGCAUCGUUCACAGAGAUAUCAAGGAUGAAAACGUCAUUGUGGACGAACGGGGCAUCAUCAAGUUGAUCGAUUUUGGAAGCGCUGGGUAUGUAAAGCUGGGCCCAUUCGAUGUUUUUGUCGGGACGAUUGACUAUGCCUCUCCCGAGGUGUUGAGAGGAGAAAAGUAUGAAGGCAAGCCUCAAGAUAUCUGGGCUUUAGGCAUAUUGCUUUACACUAUGAUAUACAAGGAGAAUCCGUUUUAUAACGUGGACGAGAUUAUGGAGGGUGACUUGAGAGUGCCCUAUGUUGUGAGCGAGAAGUCUCUUGCGCUCAUAGAGAAGAUCUUGGUCAGAGACAUCAACAAGAGACCUACUAUCACAGACAUCAUUGAAGAUGAGUGGUUAGACAUUUGA
This is a messenger RNA of Candidozyma duobushaemuli, 3456 nucleotides long. RefSeq names its product serine/threonine protein kinase (gene FUN31). Gene Ontology annotation, cellular component: cytosol; nucleus; cytoplasm. Gene Ontology annotation, biological process: protein phosphorylation; intracellular signal transduction; negative regulation of glycogen biosynthetic process. Bases 1 to 3456 code for a protein of 1151 amino acids. Gene Ontology annotation, molecular function: protein serine/threonine kinase activity; ATP binding. NCBI's taxonomy places the organism in Eukaryota, Fungi, Ascomycota, Pichiomycetes, Serinales, Metschnikowiaceae. The record is from RefSeq and is a predicted model, not a curated record. The transcript has a single exon.